AGAGAAAGAUCAGGAGCUGAGAGAACGCCCCCUGGUGUUGGUAGUGUUGAUGUCACUAUAGGAGGAGCUCUCUGUCCACUCACACCCAGUCCAACACUGGUCUGAUCCUCACCCUUCUCCUCUUCCUUUCCUCUACUCCUCUGGGAUUGACCUGACCCCUCUUCCUCUACUCCUCUUUCUAUCACUUCUUGGCCAUAGAGCCAUGCACCCCCAGCGUCCUCUCCCCCAGGCCAUGCCCUCCUCCCUCGGGCAGAACCUGCGUGACAUGGCCAUGGGCCUAGGCAGAGGGAAGAACUUACUGGGUGGGAACAUCGCCUACGGCUUCAUCCAGUCCCUCAAGGAGUGCCUCUACUUCGUACUCUGCUGCUGGUGCAUCAAGGAGAUACUGGACUGACUGACCGAUGACUGAGACACUACGAGAGGGAGAGAGAGGUACGAGGCUAUGAUGUUAUACGCAGCGUGUGAAGCGGUUGCCCAUGAUGCAGUUCUAUAUUCCUGUCUGGAGGCUUGAGAAACUGAUGUGCUGCCUAGUGUAUCGGAGGACCUCUGUUAUUCUCUGAUCCUGAGUCAGUCAGUCUGGAGACCUGCAGUGCAGUGUGUGUGGCAUCAUAUUAACACCAAUCAGCUGAUCAUAGACCUGUGGAGAAACCAAACCUGUGAGGCAGUGGACAUGGUUUUUGAUGCUGCUUAGGUCACAUUUAAUUCCAGGUUUUAUUCAUUUCUGUACAAUCUUAAUAUGCAAGGAAUAAAAAGGAUUGUAAUAUCUGAUUUUUUUGUCUGUGCUAUCAAAAGUCAGAUUGUG
Messenger RNA from Coregonus clupeaformis (lake whitefish), 802 nucleotides. Its product is annotated as lens epithelial cell protein LEP503-like. Gene Ontology annotation, biological process: multicellular organism development. The record is from RefSeq and is a predicted model, not a curated record. Lineage: Eukaryota; Metazoa; Chordata; Actinopteri; Salmoniformes; Salmonidae. The coding region runs from base 203 to 394 and encodes 63 amino acids. The transcript has 3 exons.